This is a messenger RNA of Pogona vitticeps (central bearded dragon), 2607 nucleotides long. The record is from RefSeq and is a predicted model, not a curated record. NCBI's taxonomy places the organism in Eukaryota, Metazoa, Chordata, Lepidosauria, Squamata, Agamidae.
UUUCCUUCUCCAGCGGGAUGCUUAGCACCUCAGGUUCAGCGCGAUCAAAAUAGCUAACUAGGAAAACACCCAAGCUAUUUCUCCUGCUUCCAGUCUCAAAUUGUAGCCUAUCGCGCUACCCGUGCCAAUCCUGGGUGAGACGUAAUCCCGCGCUAAACCAAGGAAGACGGCUCAAGCUAGCGACUGCCCUCUCGUCAAACACGCUUCGUGCAAAUCGAAAGGCGACCUCCUGGCGGCUCCUGCUCCUGCUCCGCCUCUCGGGAGGAGUUAUUUUAAAACUUCAGAGCCCACUCCUUGAUAACAAGGAAGAGUUGUGUGUGUUUGGCCUGAAAAGGGAGCGCGGCUGACGGGAAACUUCGGCUUGUACGACUGAAAAGCCGAAACACUGAGGCGUGUAGAGCUGAACAGGCGACGCGAAUGCCAUGCACUUGUUGCAGUAGGCUCAUUAGCACAGCAGAGGGGUUAGAUUAGCAAAGAGAGGGGCAGGCUGGCGCUCUGCAAGUAAAUAGAGGGAGUUGGCGCCACUAGGGGCAAGAGCGUGAGGGGAUUUUCCUCAUGGCUGGCUGGUUGCAAAAACUUCGAGGCAAGGGGUGACGGGGGAUCGGCGGUGGCAAGCAACCGCUUCGGUGAAAGCGAGGGAGAGAGCGGAAGAGACGUGCAAUCCGAUCCCACGCUUGUUUCUUUGGAUGUUCUCGGGAUGGGUUGUGGGGUGAGGCAGGCUCCCCAAUUAGGCAUGCAUGCAGAACUGGAGCUCCUGUUGUCGGAAUGUCUGUGACCCAUAUCAGCUUGGAUUGUUGUUAACCGAGCUGGUAUUUUGAGCAGACGUUGGCGACUGAGGCGCUUUCAGAACUGGAGGAAUGAGGUCGCGGCGGGGCGUGAGGGGGAAAGGCUGAUUUCAGAGGCUGGCAGCCGGUGGCAGGGAAUUGUAGUUGCACGGGGAAGGACAAUUGGGGACUUUUUACUGAAAGGCUGGAUUUGAAGCCUUUGGCACCCUGAGGGAACUUGGAAGGGGCUCCUCAGGCGAACGAAGGAGUUGGUAGCAGUGGGGAAAUAAGGGAGAGGGCAGAGUAACUUGGCACGCAGGUUUCAAGCGGGAUUUGUCCCUCAGGGUAAUUGUAGUGGGGGGGAAGUCAUCCGUCUGGAGUAGUAUCUCUUUCGAGACACGAGGCGACGGGGUCUCUCCAUAUGAAUAAGAAACUCCUCACUUAUCAGUAGAGUGGCUUGAGAUGCCGGGGGACGGUGGGGGGGGUACAAAAGAGCACGAGGGGUGCCUUUUAAGUGGCCGAACCGCGGGGUGACGGUGUGGGAGAGGCCGAGAGGAAGCUGGUCAGGCGGCGCGGCGGGUGGACGGCAGAAAAAGGGCUUGGCCGGACGCCUCAGCGGGAGGAGGCAGCAGCAGCGCAAGCCCGCCACCCCCACCCCCCUCGCCCGCAGCAGGCGGUGGAGUCCAGCCAGCCACCCGCUUGGCUGCCGUUGGCCAGAGUUUGGCUCGCUCCCCUCGCUGCUUCUCUAGCUGCCGCCCAGCUCCCGCCGCUCCCCAUGUCUCUGCCGGUGGUGCUGCCGGGUUCGUGCUGCCCCAUGGCCAGGCUCUCGGGGGUUCCCGAGGCGGCCAGACAUUGCUCAGUAGCAGCGGCUGCUGCUGCGGCCGCCGCCGCCGCCAUCCAGGACCCGUCGCAGCCUCCGCCUCCGAUCCGGCCCCGCUGGUCCCGUGGCGGUUUGCAGCAGCCCCGGCCUCGCCCAGCCGCUCUCUCCCCAGAGGCUUCUCGUCGGGCCGCGGCCUCUUCCUCGGCGGGACCGCGGCUGUUGUUGCCGGCCAGACCUCUGUUGUCCUUGGGGCUGCUCCAGCUGAUUUUGGGGUGCUGCAUGGUGGCCCUAAGCUUUGGGGCGCUCUCCCUCAGCAGCUCCCCCCAGGUGAAGAACUCGUGUCCCUUCUGGGCUGGUUCCUCGGUAAUUUUAUCAGGAAUUAUAGGACUGACAACAUGGAAGAGACCAAUGAUACUUCUGGUUAACUUGUUUGUUUUGCUCUCUGUUAUCUGUGUUCUCUUGAACCUGGCGGGAUUUAUUCUUGGAUGCCAAGGUGCUCAGUUUGUAUCCAGUGUACCUAGAUGUGAUCUGAUUGACAUGGGUGAAAAUAGGUUUUGUUUCUGUUGUGAAGAAUUUCUGCCAGCAAAAUGUACAGAGAAAGAAAAUGCGCUGAAGCUGUAUCCACUCCAGUCAUGUAGUGCAGUUCAUCUUUUACUCAAGCCCUGUGUCUACCGGGCAGGCGUCUGUGCUCAUUCCUCCUCAUUGGCGUCGAGACAUUCUUCGCCCCGAGGAAACGCCCGCGCAAGACGAAGCACAUUUUUAAACACCGACGUCGAUCGGCCGACCAGCGUUCUCGGCGCCGUCACAGAUCUCCCUCGGAGGACUCCUCGUCGUCGUAUUCGCCCCCUAGGAAACAUCGACGUUGACAUUGGAGGCGUUACACAUCUACCUCGUCCUCGACGUCGCAAGAGAGACAUCGACGUCGAAGGAAGGAAAGAUACAUUUAUGCCUCCUCUUCCUCUUCGUCGCCGCGUCGUCGUCGACAUCGACAUCGUGUCGACGUUGAUCCCACACUACCACCUA